AUGUUGUUCGUUCUCUUAGGAUUGUGCUUCCUAGUAGUGAACGCCAGCGUUGAAUAUCCUGAAGCACUCAAAAAAUGUCUCACCUAUGAAGCGCUGAGUAAGUGGUAUAUGGAUUUGCAUGGAAUGUACAAUCCCAAUCUGGACUGGAGCAACGAACUGUCGUAUGAAGCUUGCUAUGACCUAGUGGGUUUGGAGCCCAACAAUAUCUACGUUAGGUUGGAUCCAAAGGUA
This is a messenger RNA of Cooperia oncophora, 231 nucleotides long. Lineage: Eukaryota; Metazoa; Nematoda; Chromadorea; Rhabditida; Trichostrongylidae. The record is from the annotation of a GenBank genome assembly.